Physella acuta is the source of this 647-nucleotide messenger RNA. RefSeq names its product small ribosomal subunit protein mS23. NCBI's taxonomy places the organism in Eukaryota, Metazoa, Mollusca, Gastropoda, Physidae. The record is from RefSeq and is a predicted model, not a curated record. Gene Ontology annotation, molecular function: structural constituent of ribosome. Gene Ontology annotation, biological process: translation. Gene Ontology annotation, cellular component: ribosome; mitochondrion.
GCUUGGUUCGGUAAAUGGAUGAAAUCCUAAAUAAAUUUCGAUCUAUUGUAGUCUAGCUUUAGAGAACUAGUCCACCCAGUUAAAAAUGGCUGGUAGUCGAAGAGAAAAAUUGGGUUCUAUACUUACCAGGAUGACAGGCCUGUUGCGGUCUGGAGCAAUAAAAGAAGAAGACCGUCCCAUUUGGUAUGAUAUAGUGAAGGCACUCCCACCUAAGCCUUCUCUACAUCCACGACAAGUACAAACAGUUUUCUACCCAGAAGACUAUAUUAGAGCACACUUUUAUAGAAAUUUUACUGAUAGUGAACCAGUUACUCUUAAUAAUAACAUCAUAUCUGUGACUCAGAGAUUUGUAGAUAAAUAUAUUGAGCUACAAUCCCAGAAAUCACAUCCUGUGGAUCAAUUGUUUCAAAUUACUGUAAACAAAUUACAAGAAGAAGGUGUGAAAUUACAGACUCAUGAAGAGAAACCAAUGACCAAUAUCAAUAAGGCCUCUGCUGAUGUACCAAAAGUAAAACUGCCUACAAGAAAUAAGGAUCAACAGAAGAUGGAAUUAAAUUUAGAUGAUUUAUUCAAAGAGAAUACUUAAUCUUAACUGGAAUAAAACUAUAAUGCUUUGCUAAUGCAUUUUCCAAAAAAAUUGUGUUUAU